Molecule: messenger RNA, 2433 nt
Organism: Penicillium lagena
Lineage: Eukaryota; Fungi; Ascomycota; Eurotiomycetes; Eurotiales; Aspergillaceae
Product: putative RNA-binding protein (Nab3)
Exons: 6
Coding region: 1-2433 (810 amino acids)
Molecular function (GO): RNA binding
Source: RefSeq, a predicted model, not a curated record
AUGACGCCCAGUCCUGAUGAAGCGCUUCACUUCCGCGGCAAGACUCUGACUCCGGAAAGCCCCCGUCCACUGCACAUCCCGGAGCCAGCCAACAUCCCCGUCCUCGAGAAUCAAAUGGACCCCGUCUUCAACGAUACCGCGACCUACGAUUACGGCCAGGAGACUACCGCCCCGCAGAGACAAGAUGGAUGGGCGGGUUACUCGCAGGAUGGACAUCACCGCCCGGGCCACACCCAAAACCCAGGUAGCUUGUCGGGCUCGCGGGAGCAGGCGAGGCACAAUGAUAUGACUGUUUCUGCUGCGGCAGAGUAUUCCCCUUCCUCCGCGCCCGCGAUGGCCAGCUCGGGGGCCCCCAGGGACUCCCUCGCGCCUCCGGUCGUUCCGGUCCCUCAGGGCUUCGGGCCCCCCAGCGAGAUAGACACUUCUGCCGGCUCGCAGCAGCACCGCUUAGAUGUGAAGCAGGAGGAUCCGGGCCUGGGCGGCGUUGAUUUCCAGAACCUGCUGGACAAUCUCUCUGGCGCCCCCCCGGCCGGACCAGCUGCGGCCCCUCUAAUGGCAGACUCGUCGCUCCAUCAAGCACCACCGACUGACGAGCCCCCCCAUCCCCAACUGCCAGUCCGCCCCCAUCCCAUUCCCUCCGGUGAUGAGAGCCAUGCAUACCAUCCCUUCCCUGCCCACAACAGCGCUGCUGUGUCCCACCCAACCCAGCCCAGUAACCAACCCCCCUGCCCAAUGUGGGAGCGCCGGGCACUGUUCCGGGUAUCGGAGCCGCCGGCCAAGAAGGCCCGCGGCGAUAAGCAGGCCGGUCGGCCGCCUGGCGGCAAAGUUUGGAGCCUAGACGAUGAUGCUCCCUGGGGUCCCGAGGUCCAAAAGAAAUACGACGAGUUUCUACAUGAUGAGCGGGUCUAUGUGACAGAAGGCCUCUGGGACCGGUUCCCGAUCGGGUCGCGAUUGUUUGUUGGUCAGUACAUCGAAAUUCUUGUUAUCCGCCCAUUCAUGCUAACUCGGAUGUCCACAAUGACAGGCAAUCUCCCCACGGAACGAGUCACGAAGAGAGACAUGUUCCAUAUCUUCCACAAGUACGGCAAAUUGGCCCAGAUCUCGAUCAAACAGGCCUACGGAUUCAUACAAUUCUUGGAAGCGGGUUCCUGCCAUUCGGCACUCCAGGCGGAGCAGGGAGCUCUAGUGCGAGGCCGCAAGAUACACCUGGAGAUCUCCAAACCACAACGGUCUACCAGACCUGCCCCCGCCCCGGAAGCAUCAUCCCGUGCACCUCCGCCGCGUCGGUCGAGGUCGCCCGAGUUUGUUCGAGGUGGCCCUGCCCGAACGACCCGGCCCUACGAGCCAACUCGACUGCCGUUCAGCGAUUUCCGCGAUGAGCCGCCCCGCCGACGGGAUGAUUAUCGGCCUCCCCGCUCGCCUUCGCCGGCGCCCCGGCCCUUUCGAAGCAGGGAGGGCUAUCGGUCGCGAGACCGGACCCCCGAACGAAGUGACCGUCGAGACCGCAGACGCUCUCGCUCUCCUCGAUCUCCCCGGUCGCCUCGAUCGCCUCGGUCUCCCUACACAAGGGAUCGUCGGUAUCGGAGCCCAAGUCCGAGGCGGAGCGCUUAUGAUGGUGAGGCGAGUCUGCCGGUGCCUCGACGCGCUGCGCGGGAUGUGCCAGAAGUCCAAAUCCUCGUGCUGGAGGAACUGGAUAGAAAUUUCAUUCUCCACGUCGAGAACGCCUUCCGCAACCGUGGCCUCCGGGUGGAUGUGCUGGUCCUUGGUCCUCGAAUCCCUCUAGCUGCGGCGGUUCAUCGCCAGAUCGUGGAAGGGGUUCUGGCCGUUAUCUUCGAUCGAAGCGCGGGGUUGGACAACGUUCGCUUCAAUGAUUAUCCGGAGCUCGACCCCAACAUUGCUGCCGAAGUGAUGUUCCACCAGUCUCAAGCCAUGCAGCGCGGCGGUCCCCCGGUGUCAUUUGCCCCCAAUCCUGCCUUUGGCGUUCCACCCAUGGCGCCCAUGGCAAUGGCCCAACCCGGCCUACCGACGCUCACCAAUCCCCCCAACAUCGCCAAUCUCAUCAGUUCCCUCGACGGCCCUAGCCUGCAGUCCCUGCUCUCUGCACUUCAGCAGCAGCAACGUGCCCCAGUGUCGCAGCCUGUCUCGGCCAACCAGUCACCGUUUGCUUCCCCUAACCCUCCGCCUCCAGCCGAUCUCGCUACUCUCUUAACCAACGCAACUCGGCCACCGCCUCCUCCUAUGCCGGCAAACCCACAACAACUUCCGCUUCCCCCUCCGCCCUUUAAUCUCCAACCCCCACCAACCACCGGCGUUUCCGAUCCAAACCUGCUCUCGCUCCUCGCUAAGGGUCUGGGACGCCCGCCACAGGGCCAGCCCGCCGUUGGUUCCCAGGUACAAAACAUCAUGGAUCAACUGGCCAAAUGGAAGCAAUGA